AUGUCGUCUCCUUCGAGCUCUUCCCAUGCCGGGAAGCGCAAGCGCCCCACCACGGCGGCCUCGACGCAGAUGGACGAGAACCAGCUUCUCCAGAACUCGUCGCGCGACGCUUCGGGCGAGGAGGGCGACACCACCGCUCCGGAGUCCGGCAGGCUAACCCACCGAAAGACGGACUCGACUGCCAACGCGAACCCUUCUAAGAGACAACGCGCCAAUUCAGACCGGACUGCUGCACCGGAAUCCGUCGACCAGACCGUCGACCCCGGCGAGCCCAGCGACACCACCGAAGCCAGCGUCGACAUCGCCAACCGCGUCGGCAGGAAGAGCAAGAAGACGGCCGCCUUCAGGGAUGAGGCUGAAGAUGCCACCAUGGCGCCGCCGCCCAUUGGCAAGCUGACACAUCCAGUUGGCUACAAGACAAACGACCCCCCUGCUGGGCGGCCCGUGAGAGUCUAUGCCGACGGUGUGUUCGACUUGUUCCAUCUGGGACACAUGCGCCAGCUCGAGCAGGCCAAGAAGGCCUUCCCCGACGUGUAUCUGCUUGUCGGUGUCACGGGCGACGAGGAGACACACAGACGCAAGGGCCUGACAGUGCUGUCUGGCAUGGAGCGAGCCGAGACCGUCCGGCACUGCAAGUGGGUGGACGAGGUCAUUGAGAACUGCCCUUGGAUCGUCACGCCCGAGUUCCUCGAGAAGCACCAGAUCGACUACGUUGCGCACGAUGAUCUUCCCUACGGUGCCGACGAGGGUGACGACAUCUACAAGCCCAUCAAGGAGGCUGGAAAGUUCUUGGUCACUCAGCGGACCGAGGGUGUCAGCACCACGGGCAUCAUCACAAAGGUCGUGCGUGACUACGAGAAGUACAUUGCCCGCCAGUUCAAGCGUGGCGCUUCGCGUCAAGAACUCAACGUCAGCUGGCUGAAGAAGAACGAGCUGGACCUGAAGCGGCACGUCCAGGAUCUUCGCGAUAACAUCCGCUCGAACUGGACCACUACCGGCCAAGAACUGAGCAAGGAGCUGCGCCAGUACUGGCCCGCAAGCAGGCCACAGAGCCCGGCUCCUAGCCUCCGACUCGCUCCUCCUACUACACCUGGUCCCAAUGGCGAGCUUAACUUGCGCGAGGCGGCCGCGAUGGCCAAUGCUGCCAAGUCGCCUACAACCCCUGGCGAGCGGGUUGCUAACGAAUUCAUCAGCGGCUACACGCUGGGAUUGAUCGGUGGUGUCAAGUCUUGGAUGACGAAGAACCGCAGAACUGUGCCGGACAGCAGCCGUCCACCCAGCGACGAUGAGUCGGAAGGAAGCGAUGGUAAUGGACAGGAACGCGGCAGAAAGCCAGCGGCUUCAAGUUCGAGUUUAGCUUAA
Messenger RNA from Neoarthrinium moseri, 1362 nucleotides. RefSeq lists its product as uncharacterized. The transcript has 3 exons. Gene Ontology annotation, cellular component: nuclear envelope. The record is from RefSeq and is a predicted model, not a curated record. Bases 1 to 1362 code for a protein of 453 amino acids. Lineage: Eukaryota; Fungi; Ascomycota; Sordariomycetes; Amphisphaeriales; Apiosporaceae. Gene Ontology annotation, molecular function: choline-phosphate cytidylyltransferase activity; phosphatidylcholine binding. Gene Ontology annotation, biological process: CDP-choline pathway.